CUAUCCUGUGGCACAGGAAACAUCUUUAUCCAAAGAUAUAGUUACUCUAGAUGGUUUUACCUUGGCCUCCAGCACCAUGGCAGGAAUCUUUGUUCAGGGUUUGUCCUUUAACUCCCACAUAAAGCAGAAAAACUAAUCCAUGCAUUUGUUACUUCUAGGCUGGAUUACUGCAACUCCUCAUUAUCAGGUUGCCCCAAUAAGUCCACUGACAGGAACUAGGAAAAUAGAUCAUAUUUCUCCUGUAUUAGCUUCUCUGCAGUGGCUCUCUGUAAAAUGAAAAUCCUCCUCCUCAUCCAACCCAUCUUACCAAAACAGUAAGGCUGUUAUUUAACGUGUUCUUUGUAUAAACACAGGAGAGAAAACUAUUUAGAUCAGACUUUGAAAAAUGGAUCACCGGAUUGAUUUUAGUCACUUGCCUCUCAGGGCUUCCGUAGUUGGUCAGACGCUCUCAUUAUAGAGAUAACUGUCAGACUAUGUGAAUACCUAACAACCUCUUAAUGUAAUUUAACAAAACUUUUCUUCCAAAAUCAUUAAUAAUCAUCAUUAAACAAUCUAAAAAUGUCACAGGAGAGUUUUUACAUUUAACUGAUGAAACUUAAAUAGAAGGAUUUUACUUACAGCUAAUGCAGUAUUAUUAUUAUUAUUAUUAUUAUUAUUAUUAUUUGUACAUUGAGUAAAAGUACACAUUAUUUAUUCAGUAAACUGCAGAGACAGUUAUUUUCUGUUGUGAUCAGCUGACCUGCAGCUCCGGCUCGUCACAUGACAUCCGUUUCCCCCUGUUUCUAUCCGUCAGACUCAGCUGAACUGAACAACACCAGAUAAGUAAACUAACACUGUAAAACAAUAGUUUGGUUAUUGUGUGUUUUUUUUGCCUGUUUUUUGGCAAAAUAGGUGAAGGGAAAUGCGGAAUGUACCGUCGCCGAACUCGGUUCAAAAUACGGUAGUUUGACGUUAGCCUCCCGCGCCUCGCUCCGGUGUUUUUGUGGAAGAAGAGCGACGUGGUGACGGUUGGACAAGUUUAAAUCGGACAGGAAUUGGGAUUGUAUUGCGCAUUUAGUGUGCACCGAAUUGACAACUGGAUUGCACCGAGUCGCAGACAUCAUACAUAUUUCUCCCUUAAGCCGAGCGGGAAGAGCGGACUGUCUCCACUCGUCUGCUGAGAGAGGAAAACAUGCCGUCCAACAAAUCAGUGUCUGAUGCUCCCAUCACCCAGUUCAUCAACUGCAGGAUACUGAGAGACCACCAGCUGCAGAGAGAGGACCUGUGGGUGCGUGAUGGGAGGAUUUUAGAUCCGGAGAAGCUGUUCUUCGAUGAGCAGGGUUACGCCGACAAGCGUGUGGACUGUGAAGGCAGCAUCAUCGCCCCCGGCUUCAUAGACGUUCAGAUCAAUGGAGGGUACGGCAUCGACUUCUCUCAGGCCUCCGAGGACGUCGUCGCUGGAAUUUCUUUUGUGGCGAAGAAGAUCCUGGAACACGGAGUGACGUCCUUCUGUCCCACUCUGGUCACCUCUCCCCCGGCCGUCUACCACAAGGUUCUGCCUCAGGUCAAAGUUCACAAUGGAGGAGCUCAUGGAGCUGGAGUUCUUGGUUUUCAUCUGGAGGGUCCGUUCAUCAGCCUGGAGAAGAAAGGAGCUCACCCGGAGCAGUUCCUCCGAACCUUCCGGUCUGGAGGCAUCGAGGACGUGAUGGAGGCCUACGGCAGCCUGGACAACGUCGCCAUGGUGACGCUGGCUCCGGAGCUGGCCAGCAGCCAAUCGGUGGUGAGGGAGCUCUCCAAGAGAGGCAUCACCGUGUCCUUAGGUCACUCUGUGGCCAACCUGGCCCAAGCUGAGGAGGCUGUUAAGCACGGAGCCUCCUUCAUCACUCACCUCUUCAACGCCAUGCUGCCUUUCCACCAUCGGGACCCUGGUAUUGUGGGUCUGCUGACCAGUGAUCAGGUUCCUGCAGGCAGGACGGUCUACUAUGGCAUGAUAGCAGACGGGAUCCACACCAACCCCGCAGCCCUGCGUAUCGCUCACAGAGCUCACCCUUCAGGUCUGGUGUUGGUGACCGAUGCGAUCACAGCGAUGGGUCUUCCUCCGGGUCGUCACACUCUGGGUCAGCAGGUGAUCGAGAUCCAGGGUCUCAACGCUUACGUAGCAGGCACUACGACCCUCUGCGGCAGCAUAGCCACACUGGAUAUGUGUAUACGGCACUUUAAACAGGCUUCAGGCUGCAGUGUGGAGGAAGCUCUGGAAGCUGCCUCGCUGCAUCCAGCUCAGCUCCUGGGUAUCAGCCACAAGAAGGGAAACCUGGACUACGGCUCAGACGCAGACCUUGUGUUGCUCGAUGACGGCCUCAACGUCAGCGCCACGUAUAUCUCUGGAGACGAGGUUUGGCGCAGAGGACCAUAGAAGAAGAAAUCAGACAGCUGGGACCUGCGGUGCCUUCAGGGGACGCUGUUCAUCACAGAAUCACGAAUCUGGUGAAUGUUUUAAUUCAUCAGAACAGUGUUAACAGCCAGUGCUUUGAUUCCUCUUUAAAAAUCAGUAUUUUUUUAAAUUACAUCAAGUAUCAGCAAUCUGAGUCUCUUAUUGACUCUUAUCUGAGUGUUGGAUUUGAGGUUUAUUCUGGGUGUCUUGAUGUUUCAUAGAUGACAUAUUAAUGGAUUUAUGAAUGAUUACUGUAAACAGGUUGUUAUUAGGCUGCGUUCAGAUGCUUUACAGUUUACUGUAAUCACAUUUAUAUUGAUGUUUUGCUAUUAAACUGGAUAAAUCAA
Dicentrarchus labrax (European seabass) is the source of this 2757-nucleotide messenger RNA. RefSeq names its product amidohydrolase domain containing 2 (gene amdhd2). Gene Ontology annotation, biological process: N-acetylglucosamine catabolic process. The record is from RefSeq and is a predicted model, not a curated record. Lineage: Eukaryota; Metazoa; Chordata; Actinopteri; Moronidae. Bases 1172 to 2392 code for a protein of 406 amino acids. The transcript is spliced from 13 exons. Gene Ontology annotation, molecular function: N-acetylglucosamine-6-phosphate deacetylase activity.